UCGAGAUUAGGUGUGCCAAGCUUUUGAUGUUAAUUGACUGAUAAACGGUCAUUUUUUAGCACCAAAGGCGAGCUCCUCAUAUAUUCAAGUCUUAAGGCAACACACAUGUUGAUAAUAAUUUUUUUUUCUUGUGGAUUGUUUUUAAUGUCGUUCAGUGUGUUCCUGAACAAGAAUCGCAGCAAGUUUCAGAGUUGCAACUAAAUCCAUUCGGUCUGUUUAUUAUUUCAGCUCCCACAUGGGUAGUAUUGCGCAAUAAGUUUACUAAAGCAAAUUUUUUUAUUGGAUUUUGAUUUACAAGUAAUUACAUAAUUGAUAUUAUUUCAGAUUAGUUACUAAAUUAAAGAAUGUAUCAUGUCUAAGGCUACGAAAAGGAAACACGUGACAAGGGAGGUUAUCGAAGAAUUCAGGUUACCAAGAGAAGAUGAGACGAUAGUUCAGGUUUCAGCUGGUCGUGGGAACAACCUUCAUGAAGUCAAGGAUCAGGAUGGAACAGCGUUCUUGGUAUCUAUGCCGACCAAAUUCAGGAAGAAUGUGUGGAUCAAGAGAGGAGAUUAUGUUCUCGUCUCCACCAUAUCUGAAGGGGAUAAGGUGAAAGGGGAGAUAUCAAACAUCCUGUACAAGGAGCAGAUCAAGUAUAUAAAGUCACAGGGGGCGUGGCCGGACAAGUUUGAAACUGCUCCACCCACAGAUGAUCUGAAGAGCUUAGACCUGGAGGAAAGAGGUUCAGAGGAUAGUGAAGAGGAUGAUGAUGAUUUGUUUAAGAAUACAAACAGGCCUGUACAGGAUUCUUCGGAAGAAGAAAGCACUGAUGAUGAAGAUCAAAAAUCAGAAGAAGAAGAUUAAACUAGAUUAAAUAUUAAGUUCAAAGAAGAAAGCUCAUCCGCUCGGCUCUGUCCCAGGGCUUUAAAAAUUGACUUAAAAGAGAAGAAUUUUUUAAUUGAUAAACGGUUGAAAUACAGGGAGUAAAAAGAUUAAUUUUGUAGAUUAACAAGUAUAAUAAUUAGUUGGGGUCAUUGACAAUUUUUUAGCUUGCUUUUAUACUUUAUUUAAUAAUUGCAGAAUGUAUUAUUUUUCCAUAUUUAAGAAAAUAAAUAUUAUUUCUUUAUAAA
Molecule: messenger RNA, 1109 nt
Organism: Eurytemora carolleeae
Lineage: Eukaryota; Metazoa; Arthropoda; Copepoda; Calanoida; Temoridae
Product: probable RNA-binding protein EIF1AD
Exons: 5
Coding region: 352-843 (163 amino acids)
Biological process (GO): translational initiation
Cellular component (GO): nucleus
Molecular function (GO): RNA binding; translation initiation factor activity
Source: RefSeq, a predicted model, not a curated record